AAAGAUAUGUAAAUUCCAAAGUUCUCUAUUUCCAGACUGUGCUAUGUCUGUACAAAUAUGAACGACAUCAAUCCUAGGAGUGUUGAUGAGUAACUGGGAGAUAACGAAACAGUAUAAAAGCCUUUACUUCACCAAGUUUCUUUUAAUAAUUAAAUCAGCGUCUUACCGUAGUUUGAAGUUCGGAAUAAUUGUAUGCUUUGAAGGGAGACUCUUUCUCAGGAACAGAUUAUAAGUAAGCCGCCAAGAUGAUGCGAGGAGUUAUGAGCCGAAAGAUACCGCAGGAAAUCAUCGACCUGUUUGAGAAGUACAUGGACAACAACGUGCGUCACCUGGAGAAGAAGGAAGCCAUCCACAUGCUGCGGUCAGAGUUCGGUCUCGACGAGGACCAGGCCACAACCAUGUUCGAUACCUUUGACAAGGACAAGAACGGACAGAUGAGCAUCUGGGAAUUCCAGCAGUUCUAUGUAUGCAUGGGCACACACACAUCUAAUCCCCUUUGCAGCGCCCAAGAGGUGGUGCAGAAGUUUAAGGAAAUAGACAAGGACCACAGUGGCAAAAUAGAUGUGAACGAGGCCAAGGAGGGUCUCAGGUCGCUGAAAACUGCGACAGGCCGAGACCUUGACCCGAAAGAGGUCGAGUUCUUCAUCGAGACCACAUCAGACGAGCAAGGCCAGAUUGAUCUUGGCGCAUUCACCAAUUUGUUGUACAGACUACGCUUAUAUAACGCUCCGCCUCCUCCGAAAGACGUUAAACUUAAGAAUCCUAAGGCAAAUGAGAAUCCUAAGGCAAAUGAGAAUCCUAAGGCAAAUGAGUGAUUUCAGUUCUCUAUUGUUUUUGGGUUCAUUUCAAAUAAAACUUGGGAAACAUGUCGAAAUGUAAUACAUGUAAUAUUACAUGUAGAAAAAAUAUUAUUAAUGACUGUUGGAGAAUUUAGCAAAGGAAUUAAAACAGCCAUAUGAUACGAACUGCGUACAAACUGAAAUUAAUUAUUAUCUCUCUUUGAAGAUAUUAAAAUUUAUACGCAAAGACCACGGCGUUCUUGUAAGCUUAAUUUUAUUCUGCCAGUAUUGUAAACGAUUCUGUAAAUGCAAGGUGCAUCGCUUUUGUGUACUUUUUUCCGAGAGCGUUAUCCGCAUCUUUUGUUUUUCCAUUUGUGUCGAAACAAAUGGUUAUUGCUCAUCCAUUUUGUUACAUUAUUUUGUACAAUAUUUUCUUAUUUAUUUUCGCUUUUUGAAUAAUGAUUAAUAAAAAGAAAAAACA
This is a messenger RNA of Dreissena polymorpha, 1260 nucleotides long. RefSeq lists its product as uncharacterized. Gene Ontology annotation, molecular function: calcium ion binding. NCBI's taxonomy places the organism in Eukaryota, Metazoa, Mollusca, Bivalvia, Myida, Dreissenidae. The record is from RefSeq and is a predicted model, not a curated record. The transcript is spliced from 4 exons. Bases 246 to 815 code for a protein of 189 amino acids.